Molecule: messenger RNA, 7246 nt
Organism: Schistocerca cancellata (South American locust)
Lineage: Eukaryota; Metazoa; Arthropoda; Insecta; Orthoptera; Acrididae
Product: ankyrin-1-like
Exons: 17
Coding region: 58-2988 (976 amino acids)
Molecular function (GO): protein binding
Source: RefSeq, a predicted model, not a curated record
CCGCUGGCGCUACAGGACAGACAACGACAUCUGGCACAUUUUGUCUUAAAACACAAAAUGGGAGCAAUGGAAGAUGAUUGGCGUUUGAGACAGGCAGUAUUCAAUGGAGAUAUCAAGACUCUGAGGGAAAUGAUUUCCAAUGGUGCUGAUCCAAGAACUGAAGAUAAUGAAGGUACAUCCAUUUUAAUGCAUGGAGCAUGCUUUGGACAUUUGGAAAUAGUUAAGUUCUUGGUAGAGGAGGUUUGCAUUCCACUGGAAAAAUGUGAUAAGAAUGGAAACACAACCCUCUUGAGUGCUUCAUUACCAAUAUACCCCAAUCUUGAGGUUUUGCAGUACCUGGUCUCAUCUGGAGCUGAUCUCCAGGCUAGAAAUUUUAUGGGUGAGACGGCACUGCACAUUGCUUCUCGCUCUCAGUCCCUGGAAACUUUUAAAUUUCUGCAGCAGUCAGGUAUUCCUAUUGACUCUCAGGACCUCCAAGGAAAAACUGUUCUUCAUCAUGCUGCUGAACUUGGGGAUGCUCAAAUGGUGAAAUAUCUACUAGAUCAGAAAUGUCUCCCUGUUGACUGCAGAGACAAGUAUGGUCAGACUCCAUUAAUGUUAACAGCAGAGUUUCCAAGAAGUGAGCAAGAUCCUGUAAGACAUGGGGAAUGGAUUGACCAUACAGAUUAUGUCAGUAAGGCUCUCAAGCUUAUUGUAGGUGCUGGAGCAGACCCUACAGCAAAAGAUGUUGUUGGUAGAACAGCACUCCACAGAGCACUUGGAUGUAAGGAGAAUUUUCAGUACCUUCAGAAAAUACAUCCUAAUUUCAAGGAUGGUCUUGAUAAAAAGGGACAAUCAGCCAUAAUGAGAGCCAUUUCUGCAUUUCGAUACCACUAUGAUAUGCCCCAUGUGAUAAAACUGCUAGUGCAGGGAGGUGCAGAUGUCAAUUUAUGUGACCGAGAUGGAAAGACAGCUUUGUGCCUGGCUAUAGAGAAAGAUGCUUUCUGGGCAUUGAGGGAACUAAUAGAGGGCGGAGUCACUUUAUCAUCUUGCAGAAAGGAUGAGCUUACAGAUAUUCUCCACAUGGCUGUGUGGCGCCAUCAAGAUGAGCUAGUCACAAGAUUGAUUGCUGCAGGAGCAGAUGUCAAUAGCAAAGAAACAGGGGAAGCUGAGAAGUCAACAUUACAUGGGCACACUGCUCGAUGUUUGGAAAUCAAUGAAUUGUCAUAUAGAGGAGAAGGUUGGAUUGAUGCAGAAUUUUCUGGCAAUUCCCCACUGUUCAAAUCUCUUGAGUCAGAGAAGAUAGUCACUAAUUUGAUUGCUGCUGGUGGAGAUGUGAAUUUCAAGGAUGACAACGGUUGUACCCCACUGCUUGCAGCUAUUCAUAAGGAGCAUUUGAAGGCACUGGACCUUUUGCUGAAGGCUGGUGCUGAUCGAAAUGCAGUGGAUAACUGUGAUGUGACAGCUCUUCACUUGGCUGCCAACUGUCGGAAGGUACCACCUCAAAUCAUAGCAUUUGCUAAAGAACAGAUUGAACAGGGUAUGAGACUAGACAUCAUGGAUCAUCAGGGCAGGACACCUCUUCAUUAUGCUGCACUGACUGGAAAUCACAGAGUUAUGAAACUCCUCAUCAGUUUGGGAGCCAAUGUAAAUGCUUUAGAUGUCUAUGGUAAGACUCCCAUUGUCAUGCCAGCCAUACAUUCACUUAAGGACUGUAGGUUGGUGAAACAGCUAUUGAUUAAUGCUGGAGCUGACUUAACAGUAAGAGAUAAACAUGGCAAGACAGCCUUACAUACAUCAUUUGAGAAUGAUAAUAUUGAAAUCACUAAGUUUCUCAUGAAGAAGCAUCAACAAGAGAUUGGUUGCGAUAAUGAUGGUAAUAAUAUCCUACAUUGUGCAGCCAGAGCUCGAAGAGAUGCACUUGACAAAGUGAAGUAUAUACUGAAUAAAAAACUUACUACACUUGAAGAAAAGAAUGAAAAUGGAGAGACAGCUUUAAUGUGUGCUGUACAGUUGCCUUCAUGGCACACAGAAAAGCAGACUCUUGUUCAAAUACUAUUGACAUCAGGUGCUAGCCCCAAUGCUAAAGACUCGCAAGGGAAGACUCCUCUCCAUAUUGCAGCUGCAGAGGGAGAUGCAAAGACCGUGGAAGCUCUGAUUGCUGCUGGAGCGGAUGUAACAGAGAGGGAUUUAAAUGGUCGGAUGCCUCUGCACUGGGCAGCUCAGUCCUACAGUGCUGAGGCAGUGGAAUUACUGCUGAAUGAGAGAAAUGAGCAACAUGAAAUGGUGAUCAAUCAACAGGACAAUGGUGGGCAGACCCCAUUGAUGCUUGCUGUCAAAGAAAAACAGUCUGUAAAGUUAUUGCUAAAAGAAGGUGCCAAUGUUAAUAUGCAGGAUUGUGCUGGAAGAACAGCACUCCAAGCAGCAAUUGAGUGCAAAAAUUUUGAUGCAAUGAAGCUACUGCUGAUUGCGGGAGCAGAUUUCUUACCUGCUCAGAGGGAGUAUCAUGUUAGAGCAAUCCAUUUGGCUGUUGCAGCAGGGGAUACUAAGAUACUAGAGCAUCUCAUUUCAAUGGGAAUGGACCUUUUACACUGCUGGUGGGACCCUGAACACAAGACAACCCUGCUACAUGUUGCAGCUGAAACCAGUGUGGAAAUGUUGAAGCAGGUAUUGAAUGUGGGAAAAAGUGUAGACACCUUUGAUAAUGAAGGGUACUCUGCCUUUCAUCGUGCAGUUCUGUCUGGAAAUUGUGCGGUCAUCAAAUAUUUUUUAGAAGAGAUACAAACUCCUGUGGAUCAAAGAGAUGCAAAAGGGAGGACAUCCCUCAUUCUAGUGGCUGCAAGUGACAAUUGGCUCCUAAUGGAAUCAGCAGUUCCAGACAUUUUGCUUCAUGCAGGUGCUGAUGCUAGUGCACAAGACAAUGAAAAUAUAACUGCUUAUGAUCUGGCACUUCAGAGUAGGAAUCAAAAAUAUGCAGAUCUUUUAGAAAUGGCACAACACCUUUGUUAAUUUCACUGAACAGUGUAAAGCUGGUGGUGCAUAAUUGCAUCUAUGUAAUGUUUAUGUGACUUCUUAACAAGUGGCUAAUGGCUUCAUAUUAAAAGGGUACUUAGAGAGUUGUUGCAUGGUACAAAGUGCACAUUUCAAGUUUACAGGAUAUCAAAAAUGCAGUCUAUAGUCUAUAAGUGAUAUAAAUUAAUUGUAUUUGAGCCAAAACAAACCAUUGUUCUCCAGAUGCACCUUUGUUCAUUGGACACUACCAGUAAUCGAAAUGAAGCCAAGUUUUUUUCUCUUCUAUUAAAACUAAUACAAUGGAUUAAAUUCAUCCAAAAUCAUAAACUAGGUAAUUUCACCAUGCUUUUGUACCCAGACAGUUAACAUAUCAUCAGGUCUAUGUUUGCUUCCUCUGUGUGUGAUUAAAAUAUUUCACUAAGCAGUAAAGUUUUAUAAAUAAAUGCGUCUUAUGGAGGCACUUGUUCCAAAUUCAUAGAAGUCUGAGUAGUCUAUUUACCAUAAUUAAUAACAGUAAUGCUAACCUAGCUGUGAUCAUUGAUAAUGUCAGUCAUAUCCAGUGAGACAAGCUCAUUCUUCAAGCAAUUAUUUACAUUUUUUAACUGAACCUGGCAUAUUACAAUCUCAUCCAAUAUCAUAAAUUAACUUAUAAAUAAUUAGACACCACCUGCAUUUGUGAUAAAUUGCCUUGAGCGACAUUCUAGAAGGAAAGAAAAGGGUGUAAAAUGGUGAUGACAUACUUUUCUGAGUCAGUGCUAUCGACAGAACACAAGAUACUUCAGCACCAAUUGAGUGCAUUUUGAAUGGAGUUCUAGAGUAGUACUCUUUCAAAAUCUGACGAAAUCUCAAUGUGAUCUUUAUCCCAAUGAAUUACAACUUUUAUAAUAUGGGAACAGGUUUUUGGUUGUCAUUUAUUUCCAAACCAUUCUUCUUACAUGAAUAUUUUUAAAAAGUAUUAAAAUAUCCACAGUCUAUCACUUGCUUCCUAUUGUCUUGUAGGUGGCAUAAAAGUGACUCAAAUUCUGACAAGAGUAUUUGAAAUGGUCCCAGUGGUGAUCUACAUCUUAUAACAGUUAUAAAUAACAUUUCUGGUAGCUGCAGUUCACAAGCACAGACUUACAAUUCUUGAUCUAAGUAGAAACUACUGACGUCAAUAGAUCUGAACUUGAUUCAAUGUUUUACUUAUAUGACAACCAAGAAUCAAGAAUUUUUAUUCACCAUCAAUCAUUUUACAAUGAAAUAGGCUUUGUCAUUAUAAUAUAAUACAGGAUGUAGUAAUACAUGUGGGGAUAUAAUAAUAAAAUAAACUAGCACCCAUUAACUAUGGUAUCCAUAUUAAGCACGGCAGUAAUAAAAUACACAGUAGGAAAAUUUCUAAAAGCUAGGGUCAAUAAGUCAUAGUAUACUGUAGUAUGGUACAAAACCUUUGCAAUAAUUGGCUAGAGAAUACAAGACAUAAUUAUACAAAACAUAAAGACAUAUUUAUUCAAAAUGUAAACAUAGCACAUAACAAUACAGUAAACUAUAGGAAAAUUUGCUAAAUACUAAUAUCCUCUUCAGGCACCUCAAGGAAUUCUUGAAUAUUAUAAAAUGGGUGAUCUGAUAGCCAGCUGUACCACUUAAUUUUAAAAAUUUUUAGCUCCUUAGACCAAACAUAGACUGGUAAUUUGUUGAAAAUUUUGAUAGGAUAUUUCACAAACAUGGUUGAUAUUUUCCUCCAAUUGGAGUUUGGAGUCAAUGUAGAUGCCGAAAAGUUUUCAUGAAUUAUUUUCUACUUUAUCUGACAUUUCCAUUAGGAGUAGUUGGGCUUUAUUGGGGUUACACAGGAGUUUAUUAGUUGCAAACCAGUCCAAGGCAGUAUCAAGAGUUUGUUUUUUUGUUCUGUUCAGAUCUGAAAUUCUCUGAUGUAUUGUAAGUGGUGUUUUAUUGUCAGUAUAACAUAUGACAGAGUGAGCUGUGUUAUUAGGUAACUCACUGAGUGCUGUAAUGAAGAAUCAGGGACUGAGAAGAGAUCCUUGUGUAACACUUGUACUCAUUUUCAUUAAAGAGGAAUUUACAUUUCUGACUGAGACAAAUUGUUUUAUGUUGCUUAAAUAUGAACACAUCACAGCUAAUGUGCUCCCAUGCACCGUAUAAAACUCCAGCUUCCUUAGUAGUAUGUCAAUUCCUCCUCCAUCCGUAUUUUCUCUACAGAACUAGGCUGCCAAUGUAUAGACCUCUGUGUUUAAUAUAUGGAUUCCUGUAUUUAAAAGGUUGUUGGACAUUAUACAUCAACUUAGCAAUCUAGAUGCUAGAAAGAGAUAAAAUGUUCCUGAACUCUGUAUUUAAGUUCGCUAACAUUCUGAUACAUAGAUAAGUUUCUUUUGUGUGUGACACUUCAUUUAUCUGCACCUCCUUUAAAGCAGUGUGUCUGGAUGAGGUGUUUAAGCUAAAGGAGUAUUACCUCUCAAACCUGCAAGAAUGGGAAUUCUACUAUUGGAGACAGUGCCCUCCACACAUCUUCCUCCUCUCCACCUGCCUGCCUUAUGUUUACAGCUAUUAAUUCAGCUAAACCCAUGUAAUAUAUCUAUGUGCAGGUUGUGAAGUGUAAAAGCUCAAACCUGUAGACCUGUGAGGCCUUUUUCAUUACAUCCACAACAUUUGAUCUCAUUUUGCUAACAGUUUGGCAUUUGUAAGAGAUACUCCACAGAGAGAGCUAUGUUUAGCCUAACAGAUGAAACUCUAGCCAAAUUAAAUCUCAGAAGGUAUCCAGUGGGGAUCUUUUGUGAUCUUGCUUAAAGCUUUCAACUGUGUAGAUCAUAACACACUGCUAAAAAAGCUUCCACACUAUGGCAUCAAAGACAAACCUCUGAUGUGGCUAGAAUCUUAUCUACACAACAGGAAGCAAAGAUUUAUCAUAGUGGAGGCAGGUGUAACAGUAAACUCAGACUGCAGAAAUGUAAAAUACAGUCUCCCAGGCUUGAUCCUUGGACCACUGAUUUUCUUUUUCUGAUCUACAUUAAUGAUCUACCAGUUACAAUCAACGACAGAGCAAAAAUAGUCAGGUUUGUGGAUGAUACAAGCAUUCUGAUAAAGGCUUCCAACUCUAUAAUGCAGGAUACAGCCCUCACAGCCAAAAACCAAGUAUCCAAAUGGUUCACAGCAAAUAGCCUAACCCUAAAUUUAGCAAAAACUAACAUUAAAUUUAGCAGAAACUAACAUUAUACAGUUUCAGUCAGUAAAUGAAAAAGACUUCAAGUUCCUGAAGUGGAGAUCAACGACCAACAAAUUUAUGAAACCACACAUACAAAAUUCCUGGGCCCCCAGACAGACAGACAGCUGAGAUGGAAAGAGUAAAUUGAUCAACUGGUUAAGAAAUUGGCACAGUUCGUUUUGCCCUAAGAGACUUCUCUCAUUGAAGAGAAAUAUUGAUUUUGUCAUAUUUUGCGUAUUUCUUAUGAUAUUAUCUCCUGGGGAAAUGUUACAGGAGUUGAAAACGUUUUCAAACUACAAAAAUGAGCAGUGAAGUUAAUAUGUGGGAUCUCUAACAGAACAUCCUGCAGAGCUCUCUUUAAGACUCAGAAUAUUCACUGUUACAAAUCAAUACAUAUACUCACUGAUGAUGUUCAUAGCCAGCAACAGGAAAUCAUUCCAAAAAAACUGUGACAUUCACAAGCAUAACACCUGACAGAGAAAAAUCUUGCACCAAGGCUCUGCACCUCUCACAAAAGUCUAUAGGGAAGUAACUAAACCAGGAAUAAAAGUACACAACAAGCUUCCCAUCAAUAUGAAAAAGGAAAUUAAUAACAUACAGGUAUUCAAAAAGAAACUAAAAACAUUCCUCAGAGAACAUACUUUUUAUAUGCUGAGAGACUUCCUGGAGUAAUAAAGCAUCUUUUUGAAUAAAAAUGGAGGAAACCACUUCAAUUUUUUUUAAAAAAAAGAACCAUACUUAAAAUAAAAUUUUUACUUAUGUCAUGAAGACAAAACUGUGUAUUCUUAAUGUAAAUUAUAAUGAUAAAAUGUAAAUUUAUUUACUUGAUAGGUUAAAAUGUGUACUACCAUUUUUUUCACUCUAUUAAGUAUUUACCUGAACUGACUUAUGCGUUGAUGAUAAAAAAAUUGUAUUUUAAUUUAAAUGAUAAUGAUAGAAAGUAAAUUUAUUUAUUUGUGGCACUGGGAUAAAACUGUGUUGUUCUAUUUAUUAUGCUAUUUUAAGCAUUAUGCUCACAUAAUUUUGUAUUGUUUUACUUGACUUGUCCUAUAUUAUUAGUAC